Messenger RNA from Dipodomys ordii (Ord's kangaroo rat), 1806 nucleotides. RefSeq names its product RNA binding motif protein, X-linked 2 (gene Rbmx2). The record is from RefSeq and is a predicted model, not a curated record. Bases 86 to 1060 code for a protein of 324 amino acids. Gene Ontology annotation, molecular function: RNA binding. Gene Ontology annotation, cellular component: catalytic step 2 spliceosome; U2 snRNP; precatalytic spliceosome. The transcript is spliced from 6 exons. Gene Ontology annotation, biological process: mRNA splicing, via spliceosome. NCBI's taxonomy places the organism in Eukaryota, Metazoa, Chordata, Mammalia, Rodentia, Heteromyidae.
GCUUUGCGGGGUUGCGCCUGCGACGCCAGCAACGCAAAGCUCCACCCGGAAGUGAAUUCCUGGAUGUCGAGCUCAAACCGCUACCAUGAACCCUUUAACUAAGGUGAAGCUUAUCAAUGAGCUGAAUGAGCGAGAGGUCCAACUUGGAGUGGCUGAUAAAGUGUCCUGGCACUCAGAGUACAAGGACAGCGCUUGGAUCUUUCUGGGAGGGCUUCCUUAUGAACUGACUGAAGGAGACAUCAUCUGUGUGUUCUCACAGUAUGGGGAGGUUGUUAAUAUUAAUCUUGUUCGAGAUAAGAAGACUGGAAAAUCAAAAGGAUUUUGUUUCUUGUGUUAUGAAGACCAGAGGAGUACAAUUCUGGCCGUUGACAAUUUUAAUGGGAUCAAGAUCAAGGGAAGAACUAUCCGUGUGGACCAUGUAGCAAACUAUCGGGUUCCUAAAAGCUCAGAUGACCUGGAUGAUGUCACCAAACAGCUCCAGGAGAAGGGCUGUGGGGCUACUACCCCCUCCUCGAGUUCGUCUGAUGACUCUGAAGAUGACAACUCCAUAAAAAAUACUCAGAAAGACAUAAAAGAAAAACAGAAAAGUAAGAAAGACAAAGAGAAGACUGUACGGGAGGUUCAAGCAGAGCAAAUAUCUUCAUCUCCCAGAAGCAAAACAAUAAAGGUAAAGGAUUCACAUGGAGCUAAGAAGUACAGCAGCAAGAGCUCAGAGAGAGGUGAGAAGGCUGAGUCCAGAGAAGGCCGGAAGCAUCAUUCAGACACUCCUGAGGUCCGGACUUCCUACCGUGGUGGAACAGAGGAUCCAGAGAGGGAGCCAAAGAAGGAGAAGUCCAAGCAUGAGCACAAGUCCUCAAGCAGGAGAGAGGGAAGAGACGACAAGAACAGGGAUAGGGAUAGAGGGCGAAGCUCAGAUGCACAUUUUAGCCGGCGCAGUGGACAUUCUGAAGGACGGAGUCACAGAAGUAGAAGUAGGAGCCGAGAUAAGCACCAUAGGUAUAAGGACCAGCAUUCCCGAGAAUGGGAGCUCUCCAAUCCAAGUGACCGCAGGCAUUACUGAAGCCUGUUUCAGCUGCCCAGUUGAUUUGAAAAAUUGUGUUUUAAAAAAAGUGGUCAGAUUCUAUUCUCCUAGUAAAAAUUAUUCAUAUAGAUAUAUGUAAAAUGUGUGGGAAUGAAUUUUUUAUCAUUGCAUAGUAGCAUUAUUGAGAAGACUAGGAUUUUAAUAACCAGAUAUUGCUAGACUUUUUAGCAUAGUCUAUUGUCCCUGGGAAUAUGCCUGGUAUUUAGCAUUGUAUGUGUCCAAAUUUUUGGUUUAUAAACAUGGCCCUUAAACCCAUAGAUCUCAAUUUAGGAUGAAGUUGCCAGGAAAUAGAAAAUAGUUGAUAAUUCUGGAAUACUAAUCUAGAUGUCAAGAACCUAGUAUUGUAGGAACUUUCUAACUGAUAGGCAGAUCUACAGGUUAGGUACAUGUGAGUCAGUGGAUUCAGACAACUUCAUAGGGCUGUGACAGGAUAAUUAAAAUUGGGUAGUUUCCUCCCCAAACCCCUUGAAAACAAUUUUAAAAGGUCUUCUCAUUUUUUAUUUUCAUUUUGCUUUGAGUUUUGAGGGGAUUACAUGUACCUCUGCAUUUUUCAUUGCUGCUUACUUAUUCACUUAUUUGUAUUGAGAAUUUCAUUUAACACCAAAUUAUCCACUUGAGCAGUUCAGUGGUAUUUGUUAUACUCAGUUUUGGACAACCAUCGACUGUUCCAGAAUAUAUCUUCCCAAGAUGAAACUAUAUCCAUUAAACUAAUUUCUCCUCCUUGU